Messenger RNA from Gigantopelta aegis, 4952 nucleotides. RefSeq names its product nuclear receptor subfamily 5 group A member 2-like. The record is from RefSeq and is a predicted model, not a curated record. The coding region runs from base 174 to 1748 and encodes 524 amino acids. The transcript has 7 exons. NCBI's taxonomy places the organism in Eukaryota, Metazoa, Mollusca, Gastropoda, Neomphalida, Peltospiridae. Gene Ontology annotation, molecular function: zinc ion binding; nuclear receptor activity; RNA polymerase II cis-regulatory region sequence-specific DNA binding. Gene Ontology annotation, cellular component: RNA polymerase II transcription regulator complex. Gene Ontology annotation, biological process: tissue development; regulation of transcription by RNA polymerase II; hormone-mediated signaling pathway.
GCCUAUCGAGCAUGCGUACUGGCGACCAUUAGGUCGGAGAUUCAGUUCUCUGUAUUUCACCGUGUUAAAAUCAGUAAUACUGAAGUUAUUUCAGACUGACAGCUGUCAUUUACUUUAUAAAAUAUAAGAGAGGAUCUUUCUAUAACACUUUAUGUUGUCUGUAACCAAGAAAUAUGAUUCAGACAUCGGAAAAAGCCGAUUCAAAUCUAGAACCAGCGUCGCCCGUUAACUCGCUGGAAGAACAGGCACCGUCUGCGGAUCAAGAGGAUAGUGCCGUUGAAGCGUCUACUUCUGGCGGAGAUGGACAGUAUCCUCCAGACAUCAAGAUUGGAUUUGACGAGCUUUGUCCAGUUUGUGGCGACAAAGUCUCGGGCUAUCAUUAUGGCCUUCUUACCUGUGAAAGUUGUAAAGGGUUCUUCAAGAGGACCGUUCAGAACAAGAAAGUGUACUCGUGUGUAGACAAUCGGAGCUGUCAUAUUGACAAGAGUCAGCGGAAGCGGUGUCCGUACUGCAGGUUCCAGAAGUGUAUCAGUGUCGGCAUGAAGCUGGAAGCUGUUCGAUCUGACAGAAUGAGAGGAGGCCGUAACAAGUUUGGUCCGAUGUACAAGCGCGACCGGGCGCUGAAACAGCAGGCUCUCCGACAGCAGCAGUCCCUGGUGGCCCACUGUCAGUUGCGUCUCGCCAACGGCAUGUCGCCAGUUCCGGGCUCGCCAGAGGACGUGAAACCCGACCUGAUGUUCAUGUCGUCCAACUCCAACACGUCCCACCACAGCAUGAGCUCUUCCCCCGGGCCCCUGCCACUGCAGCCCCUGAACUGCCCCUCCCCCCCGAUCCACCACUCCGGCCUCGGCAGCCACUCCCCUCCCAUGUCGGGUCUGUCGAUGUCGAUCGGGCACCGCAGCAUCCAGUCUCACCACGACUCAUACGGCCACGGCCACAGCCCGAGCUACCCGACGGUGAUGGAUGCCCUGCGCAACUACCAGACGUCGACGUUCCACCACCACCAGUCGCAGCCCUUCAUGGCCAUCAUGCCCCAGCUGGUGGCUGACCUCAAGUCGGGACUCGUGGAGGAGGGUGAGGUGAAGCGCAAGCUGAUGACGUUUUUCCACAACGAGUUCGGACACAUGGACAUUGUCUCGCAGCCCAUCCAGUUCCUGCACAUGCUGUGCAAGAUGGUCGACCAGCUCCUCUUCCUCAUGGUCGAGUGGGCACGCAACUCCUGCGUCUUCAAAGAAUUGAAGGUGGAGGACCAGAUGAAACUACUUCAGAACUCUUGGAGUGAGAUCCUCAUCCUUGAUCUUGUGUACAGACAGGUGCAGGACAGCUGGUCCAGCGAGAUUAUUCUGUCGAACGGUCAGCGGAUAAACUUCGAUAUACUGGACAAACUUGGUCUAGGCGACGUCAAGGCUCGACUGUACGAGCUCAUAAAGAAGAUGAAAGAGUUGAAAAUUGAUGUCUACGAAUAUGCGUGCCUUAAAUUCCUGAUCUUGCUCAAUCCUGAUGUCUCCGGUCUAGACAAUCGUCAGUAUGUGGAGCAAAGCCAGGAGAAAGUGAACGCUGCACUCCUUCAGUAUUGCCUUAAUUUUUACCCCGACAUGAAGGACAAAUUUGGACAGAUUCUGUUGAGACUGCCUGAAAUCCGCGUGAUCAGUAUUAGGGCGGAGGAGUAUUUGUACUUCCGGCACCUCAAUGGGGAGGUCCCCGACCAGACAUUGCUGUUGGAGAUGCUUCACUCGCGGAAGAAAUAAUGUUAUUUGUUUUCUUUAGUGUAUAUUGUUUCCACCAUUUGUCCUGAUGGAAAGCAUCACAGGGGGUGUCCUUGUCAGCUUUCCCCAACUUUCUGGGUAUCUGUGAAAACGAAUCAUUGACUUGUUCUGGUUGUUGUUUUGCUAAUAGCCAAGAUAUGUAUCAUAUAUGGCAUUGGAACAAUUGUAUCAUGUUGGAACAGCUUUGAAUCGAUUAUAGUCCUUGUGUUGAGAGUUGUAAGAAUUAAUUUCCAUCAUAUGUUGACAGUUAGGAAUCAUGAUUUGUGGACGGAAAACAGUCUGAACAGAGUUGAAUCCAAGUCACAUUUUUUCCAUCACGUUUAAACAGCCAAGAACGGCUUUUCAUCUGAGGUUCACAGUCUGGUGUUUUGACAGAAUUGUUUUUAACAAUUUAGUACUCAUGGAACUAUUUUCCAUCUGAGGUUCAGAGUUUAAUAUCCAAGGAACUGGUUUCCAUCCGAGGUUAGCAGUUUAGUAUCCAAGGAACUGGUUUCCAUUUUGGAUUGACAGUUUAGCAUGCAUGGAACUGCUUUCCAUCUGACAGUUUAACAGCCAGUUACAAGUAAUAUCUUAUCAGCUAUGUAAACACCAUUGGCCCACGGUCUGUCCACAUCUUCCUAAGAGUUGCUUGAGCCAUGACAGCCAUGGAUGCUUCCAUUAUCAAAAGUUAUCUAGCCCAGGCUGUUACAAAGAAGAAAACUCAUUGAACAGUUUUUCAAACAAGUCUGAUUGUUACUGACUGGAAAGGAACAGGAAAUAUGUGUUUAAUGAAAUCCCAGCUUAUUUUGAGCAGACUUAAUUGAGUUUAGUAGAUCUCAAUAAGAAGAUGUCAUUGAGGUGACAUCAAUAAGAAGACAUCAUUAAGGUGACAUCAAUAAGAAAACAUCAGUAAAACAGAUGCCAUUGAGCAGGCAAACAGUAAGCAGAUCUCAUUGAGAGAAAGCCAAUAAGCAGACAUCAUUGUGGGAAAGCAAAAAAUAAGCAGUAUUGAGACAACACUAAGCAGACGUGAUUGAGCAGACAGCAGGGAGUAGACACCAGAACCUGGAAAGAAGGAGGGACAAGGAGAAUGGCACCUGGAGAAGCUUGGCUUGCCACGAUCAAUGGACAGCUCACAAGAGAGCAUUUCUCACUGGACAGACGAGUUGGGGAAAGGACAUUUGUCUGCCUAUGAUGAUAAAGACAUUUUUUAUUACAUUUGUGUCACUGAACAAAAGAUUUCCAGAUAUGGUGCAAUGCCUUUUGCCAUACGAGCCAACUUUUCUUUACAUUGAAGUAUAUUGUGAUGACUGAAAAUUGCAUUGUACAUGACAUGUAUAUAGCUAUAACAGUGUACAUAUUAUCAUGUAUAUCUAUUAAAUAUAAUUAUAUAUAUAUAUAUAUAUAUAUAUAUAUAUAUAUAUAUAAAAUUUGUUAAUGCACAGUGAUGGAAUUGUGAAAGCAGUUUUUAAGUGUUCUGCUUGGAUACCUGGUUUUAUAUAUUUAAGCAAGAGCCUUACAGCUCAGGGAAAGUUUGCCUGUGGAUUUUACAGAUUAAUAAACACUUUUUAAUGUAUUUUUUGUCAAUCGACUCCCCUGGGGAAGCCUUUUUCAAUUCCACAAGAUUUCUUUUGGAACCUAUGCUUUGAAGGGUUUUUUAUCAAAACUAUCAUUUGUGAUUUCUUUUGGAACCUAUGCUUUGAAGGUUUUUUUUAUCAAAACUAACAUUUGUGAUUUCUUUUGGAACCUAUGCUUUGAAGGGUUUUUUAUCAAAACUGUAACAUUUGUAAAUGACGAUUAUGUUAUCUACAGAUAAUUUCUUCUAAAGCAACUGUUUUUUUGCUAAUAUCAUGUUUUAGUAAUUAUUUUUUACUCCAAAUAGACCUUCAAAGUUUGCUCACUUUGAAUAACCACAAUUUUUAAAGCAAAUUUAUUUAAAGAUGGACAAUUUUGAAAAAUAUGUUUAUUUCUUUAUUUGGAGGCUCAUUUGGGGUAAUCAUUGUAAAGAAAUAAAAGUACAGUUUAUAUGACAUAUGCAGCCCCAAUCCAUUCUGAUUCUUGUCUGAAAUGAUGCAAGAGUGGACUGGUUUGUUUGUAUUUUUGCAUUAUCCACUACCAACAAGUGCAUUUUGACAUGUUUUAUACCAAUUACGUCAUCUCUUCACUCGUGUUGUUGUUUGGUGUUUAAAAUAUUCUUAGAAUGACACCUAAUAUUUCCCCAAUAGAAUGAAAUGAAGUUUUUAGUGGUGUAAUUUUUAAUUUUUGAUGUUAUUUUUUAUAAAUAUGUAUAUUAAUAUAUAAACAAGUUGACAAUUUGUUUUAAAUAUAAUUUUGUCAUUAUUAUAUAAGAUAAUAAGACUACUAAUACAAAUGAGACAAUCGCUGAUAAUGUAGAUGUUUACAAACUCAGUGAAUCCUACUGUCUUACCACCAUUACAACACUGACCAGUCGGUACUAUUAUCAAAAAACAGUUCAGAACAAAUGUAUCGGCAGAUUGGCAUUAAGAUAGAGUUAAAAACAAGAAGAUAAAAUAUAAUUAUAAAUGAUAUUCUUUUUUUGAUUUGAAGCUUCAUUAUUAAUUCUGUGGUGAAACAUUUUUUUGUUUGUUUGGGUUUUUUUUGUUCAAUUGAGCUUAAUUUAUAUUACGCAGAAUAAACAGUGCUAUGUUAAAAAAAGAAAAUGAACUUUUAUGCUAACUUUUUUUGUUCUUUUUACUUUGUUCAAAAUAAUAAAAUGUGUCAUCAUGAUUGUAAAGGUUUGUAUAUUCAGUUAAUAUACAUGUAAUUGAUUUUUGUUGAUUGUUGAUUUUUUUUUUCUUUUCUCCUCCCCCGCAACAUUUUUAACAAAUAGUGCUACAUACCUUUUAAAUGCGUAAUUUGUUAAUGUUAGGUUUUGAGUGUGUUGUUAUUGUUCAGAAUUGAUAAACAAAACAAAAAAACACAUAUUAUAGUGCUAAAUAAUGUCAAGUGCUAUCUGACAAAAUAGAAAUAUUUUAAUUCAAGAUGUACAUGUGUGUGGCUAAUAAUUCAUAACAUGAGUGUUGUAAUAGUUAUAGCAGUAAACUGUAAUACGUCAUUGAUACCUUAGACAGGGUUUCUAGAAUUUUUUUUAAAUCCACUAGCCAUGGGAUCAGUUAUUUUUUUUAAUUUACUAGCCUCGAUUACAAAUUAACUAGCCCUACUUUACAUUAAGUUAAUAUAAUUUUA